AUGCGGCUGCCGCGGCAGCCGCAGCCGCAGUACAAGAAGACGGCGCCCGCGGGGGGCGCGGGGCUCGACAGGCCGGCCUACGCUGUUGUGCACUCCAGAGACUACGAUUUCGACUCUACAACAAUGCGCGCAAAUGGACGCACAAUGACGUGCGCAGCGCUCAACGCGCUGUGCUUGUGUACGAGCACCUGGGGCCUGUGGCGGGCCACCGAAGUGCGGCUUCCCGCGAGCCUGGCCGGAGCCGGCCAUCGGCAAUUCCUAACGAUCCUCGCGGUGGUGGCGACGAUCAUUACGAACGUAGCGAAUCUCGGAGCGCUCGCGGCCGGCGGCGCGCGUGCGCGCCGCGCAGCGCGGCAAGUGGCGCUGCCCGUGGCGCUGGUGGUGGAAACGGUGGUAGCCGUGGUGUACUGGCCACUGCGGCUGUUCGCGCUGCCGCUCAUUAUGCACGACGUGAAGGACGGGUCGCGGAUGCCCCUGGCAGUGUCCGUGGACUGCGCGGUGCAUCUGGCGCCCGUGGUGCUGUUGGGCGCGGACUACGCGCUGGUGGAGCAGCGGCCGUUCGAGAUGAGCCUGGGGCGCGCGUGGGUGGUGGUGACGGCGCUGGGGCUCGGGUACAGGCGGUACCUAGAGACGAUGGUGGACCGGGCGGGCGGGGCGGCGUACCCCUACCCGUUCCUGGACGUGGCGGAGCCGUACCAGAGCGGGAUCUUUGUGGUGGUGACGACGGCGGCGUGGGCGGUGUUCUGGGGGUACAAGAAGGUGCACGCGGGGCGCGCGAGCGGCCGCACGUGA
Lachancea thermotolerans CBS 6340 is the source of this 792-nucleotide messenger RNA. RefSeq lists its product as uncharacterized. Gene Ontology annotation, cellular component: endomembrane system; membrane. NCBI's taxonomy places the organism in Eukaryota, Fungi, Ascomycota, Saccharomycetes, Saccharomycetales, Saccharomycetaceae. Bases 1 to 792 code for a protein of 263 amino acids. The transcript has a single exon. The record is from RefSeq and is a predicted model, not a curated record.